AAACAGUCAACAACUAGGCUACACAAACCAAAAGUCAAGCUACAGUUGACGUUGAAUCGUGUUCCCCAAUUUGAUUUCCGAAUAUUCGUGCAAAAAUGGAAGAAUUGGUACCCAAGUCCAAUUGGGUUCGUACGUUUUGCAAGCAAUACGAAAAGAAGUUUUUCGUAGAGGUGGACGAGGAGUUCAUGAGAGACAAGUUCAAUCUCUUAUUCCUGGAGGGCGAGAAUUAUCAGAGGAGCCUCGCUGUGAUCCUCAACGAGUCCGAGUCCGAAGCUGGAAGCAAAUGUGAUAUAGAGGACGCGAAGCUCUACGGGCGUAUCCACGCCAAAUUCAUUCUCACAGAUGACGGCAUCGAACUGAUGUACAAGAAGUUCGAAAAAGGCGUCUUUGGCACAUGUCCACGCGCCUUAUGCACUCGUCAGAAAGUUCUUCCCAUUGGCAUGUGCGACAUACCUGGCAACGAGAAGGUGCGUCUCUACUGCCCCAAGUGCAAUGAGGUCUACAUACCAAAAUCUGCUUGCUACACCAAGGUCGACGGCGCCUACUUUGGCCGCAACUUUCCCCAAAUGCUAUUCAUGGCCAAGCCAUGGGCACGACCCAAGCGCUCCAAGGCCAAGUAUGUGCCCAGCCUGUUUGGCUUCAAGAUUCAUCCCCAGGCAUUCGGCUCUGAGUCCUCUGACCAUGAGGAAGCUGAUAAUUAAGUGUACAGCGCCCUGCCCUAACCAUACAUUGAUGGUCUACAAUCGAUUGUGCUCCCCUGCGACUCUCUCUCCACUCUCUGCUCUCAUUCGAA
Messenger RNA from Drosophila subobscura, 793 nucleotides. Its product is annotated as casein kinase II subunit beta'-like. The record is from RefSeq and is a predicted model, not a curated record. Gene Ontology annotation, cellular component: cytoplasm; protein kinase CK2 complex. The transcript is spliced from 2 exons. NCBI's taxonomy places the organism in Eukaryota, Metazoa, Arthropoda, Insecta, Diptera, Drosophilidae. Gene Ontology annotation, molecular function: protein kinase regulator activity. Bases 96 to 701 code for a protein of 201 amino acids.